Molecule: messenger RNA, 3693 nt
Organism: Oncorhynchus tshawytscha (Chinook salmon)
Lineage: Eukaryota; Metazoa; Chordata; Actinopteri; Salmoniformes; Salmonidae
Gene: klf4
Product: Kruppel-like factor 4
Exons: 5
Coding region: 406-1707 (433 amino acids)
Biological process (GO): regulation of transcription by RNA polymerase II
Molecular function (GO): RNA polymerase II cis-regulatory region sequence-specific DNA binding; DNA-binding transcription factor activity, RNA polymerase II-specific
Source: RefSeq, a predicted model, not a curated record
CAGCGAGAAGUGUUGUUUCUGUCCUGCCUGUCUGUUGCUCAGCAACACGAAGGCGUGUCCACCGGCGAUGAUUUAAGAAGUAGGAAACCCUUCUCUCGCUGUCACUUUUUGUCGGUUCAGUCUGUACUCCGGUCCCUGCAUGGCAGCGGGAUUGCUAGGGAGACGAGGGAAUCCCCGGGUGUCGCCUCACUCCUGAUCAAUUUGCAUCAGCGGUUCCAUGCCUGGUUGUCCGUCUCAGUCUGCCUGUUCCAUUCGCUGCGCCCACAAGCAUGGCUUGGAGUGAAGUGUAGCGCAACAUCAUCUCGGAUUGUCAACCGGUGUAAAAUAGGCUACGUAACCCAUGCUGGAACAACCAGUGUAUUUUACAGAAUAAAUUCAUCAGAAGAACCACGUAUAUUUUCAUUGAUGAGGCAACCACCAAGUGACUUCGAUACUAUGGCAUUGAGCGGGACGCUUUUGCCAUCCAUAUCCACAUUUGCAAGCGGCCCGACUGUCAAGAAUAAAUCCACGGGACAUGCGAAUUUGAGAUGGAAGGAGGAGCUGUCCCACCUGAAGAGGAGCAGCUGUUCUGACCAGGACAUCUCCACUGGAAUGGCCAAGAAAGAACCUGAAGAUCUGGACCUACUGGACUAUGACUUUAUCCUGUCCAACACUAUGCUACAACAGCAACAGCAGGAACAACAACAGCAGCAGGCUGAGGCUAUGGCAACGGGCGGGUCCCAGCACCUGUCCCCUUCCCCGGGCUCCUACUCCUCCUACCAGCUCCCAUCUCCCCAGGACUCUGCUCACAGUGACAUGCUGUACACUAUCCCUGACAUCAGCGACGUGUCCCCCUCUGGGGGGUUCGUGGCGGAGCUGAUGAGGCCUGAACUGGACACGGCGUACCUCCAUCCCACCAGCCUGCAUGGCAAGUUUGUGGUGAAGUCCACCAUGGAUAUGGCAGAGGUUAGCCACAGCAUUAAUGUGAGUAGUAAAGCUGGUGUUGGUGUUGGUGCUGCCACGGACCCCUCCUCCUCUUCGUUGCCCUUUAUUUGCCAUAGGAUAAAGCAGGAGAACCCCAGCACGUGCACCAUCACCCGGCCCGUGGACCUCCAACUAGGGGUGGUGAACUCACACUCCCAGCCCAGGGCUGGUCAGAGGCCCCACCUCGACCCCCACGGCUUCCCCCCAGGGGGUCGCCCUAUGACUGCCAGCCGAUCAGCCUCAUCUCUGUCUCCGGACCACACACUGGCCAGGGACCACCACCCCUCCAGCCAGGUGUUAACCCACCCCCAAAUCCCGCUGCCCGGUCCGGGCUACCACCACACCUCUCCGACAGGCUACUCUCUACUCCCACAGCAUCGUGGGUCUCUACAGUACCAAGAGCUUUUGUCCCCCGGUGGCGAUAGUCUACCAGAGGAGCCCAAACCCAAACGCGGCCGGCGCUCAUGGCCUAGGAAGAGAAUUGCCACACACACGUGUGACUAUGCCGGCUGUGGAAAAACCUAUACCAAGAGCUCUCACCUCAAGGCACAUCACCGAACGCACACAGGAGAGAAGCCUUAUCACUGUGACUGGGUGGGCUGCGGCUGGAAGUUUGCCCGUUCGGAUGAGCUCACACGGCACUACAGGAAACACACCGGGCAUCGCCCGUUCCAGUGUGCCAAGUGUGACAGGGCCUUCUCAAGGUCUGACCACCUGGCACUACACAUGAAGAGACACCUAUGAGACAGGGCCUUCUCAAGGUCUGACCACCUGGCACUACACAUGAAGAGACACCUAUGAGACAGGGCCUUCUCAAGGUCUGACCACUUGGCACUACACAUGAAGAGACACCUAUGGACUCACUGGACGCCAUAGACCAAGACUUAAAGACUAAAGAUAUUAUUGCAAAGACCGAUCUGAACUUGUAGCUUUAAAAACCAAACAUUGCCUUCUAGCCAUUGUCAAAGCAUCAAGACAAGUUGUGUGAUUGACGACAAAGAGUGUUACACUCCCUAGGUUCAAACCCUAUGACUAAAGACUGUUCUUUGUCCAUGUAUUAGUGAUAAGCGAAUAACCGAAAUGGUGGUUAUUUUUCGUUUUUUAAAUAACUAAUUGCUCAAUGCACACAUUGCACAGUAUCAAGCCCAAACUAUGUGAUGUAGUAGGGAGUUGUAGUUUCCGACAGGACAAUAUUCUGCAUAGUUUAGCGCAGUAAACGUGGUCAUUAACUAUAAUGAUACUAAUCUAUUGCACGCCUACUUUGGUGUGGGGGGCAGACACGGAAAGAGAAAGAAGAGAGAAGAAAAUGCGAUCGAGAGGGAUAGAGAGCAAUUGCUUCGCAAUGUAUCUCUACCUGAAAAUACAUAAUCUAAGUCAGGGGUAUCAAACUCAUUCCAUGGAGGGUAGUGUCUGCUGAUUUUUGGUUUUGCCUUUCACUUAAGACCUAAACAACUAGGUGAGGGGUUCCUUACUAAUUAGUGGCCUUAAUUCAUCAAUCACAUACAAGGGAGGAGCGAAAACUCGCAGACACUCUGCCCUCAGGAGAAUGAGUUUGACACGUGAUCUAUGUAACUGAUAGUUGGUAUUCAGCAGUCAUAAAACAAUGCCUUAUUUAGUUUAAAUAACUAUAACAAUAGUGAUUUUGACAGACAGAAUAGGCAGCAGCUCUAUAGAGAUGAGAUCAUCACUUGGAAUGAAAUAAUAAAGUCAUCAAAUAAAAAAAUUGAAUAUCCACAGCAACUAAAAGAUUUUAUUAAAGUGAAGUGAACAAAUUAUGGUUAAUAAGUGAUAAGAAGUAAUGGACAAUCACUGCUAUCAUGAGACUUUUUUAAUAGUUUUAUUCUGUGUUGUUACAGCAUUCAACCCACAUAAUUCAUAACAUCAAAAAUAAAUAAUCAAAACCAAAAUCGAAAACCCUAAUUAUAUAUUUUUUUAAAUGAUUGAACCGAAACCGAACUGACCUCAAAAAGCACUAAUUGCUCAGCACUACCAUAAAUGGGAUCGUGAUAUGACGUUUGACAAGAGCCCUCGGAACAACCUCCUUUGUGGGACAAAACUGGAAUUUACCAUCUAGGCUAUUUAUCGACAAAACUUGGAGGACCAGGUGCCAACGUAUGACUGGAAAUGUAUUAGUUAUCAGGGAAACAAGACUCAGACAGACAGAACACAGAAACAACAUAACACAUCCUAAGAGGCCUUAUAUCCAUUCUAUCAGAAACAUUGUUUGUCAAAUUCAUACUGUGUUAGACAUUUAUAUUACUCUUCCAAGCCAUUGAUUACAGGUACAAAUUAAUUGAUAUGUUACAGAAAACUGCUCAAAGAUAAUGAAGUGUAUUAAAAGGUACCAAAGAUUUUUUUUUAAAGAAAACAGAUAAAAAAAAGAGUAUCAAGUAUCACAUGGUUGUCCGUGAGUUUCUUGUCCGUGAGUUUCUUGUCUGUGAGUUUCUUGUCUGUGAGUUUUUCUUCUUCCGCAAUUUAACUUUAAUCAGGUGAAAACUUUGCUCCUCAAUGGCGAUGGCAAUCUUUCAAUGCACUGUGGUUGCAAAAUGCAAUAAUGUUACAUGAGACAUUCAUAUCAUCUUUAAAAACUCUGAACAAUGUUUUUUUUUUUGUUCAGAGUCAAAGCAUGUAAUAUAAUCUGAAGUUUUGUACAUUUGUAAAGAAAAUGCUUUUUAAAAACUGCUUAAAAUGUUUUGUACAACAUAAAGAAUAAAAUGUAUUUAAAAUUCA